AUGGCUGCUCAAAUCCCCAAGAGUAUGAAGGCACUCCAGUACUCCAAGGAAGAGGAGUUCGGAAUCGUCAAUAUCCCUGUCCCAACCCUACGUGAGAAUGAUGUCCUGAUUAAAGUCAAGGCCUGUGGUGUCUGCGGCACAGACCUCCAUAUCCACGAAGGAGAAUUCCUUGCAAAGUUCCCUUUGGUUCCUGUCGCUGCCUACGGCCCCAAGGUCGAAGGUUUCAAUGUUGGUGACCGAGUCGUCGCCGAUAACUCAGAGACCUGCGGAUCGUGCUUCUACUGCCGACGGGGGGAGGAGCUUCUCUGCGAGCACAUCAAACUUCACGGUGUGACAAUGAACGGAGGUUUCGCUGAAUAUUGUGCCUAUCCAGCUGGUCGGGUAUUUAAGAUCAAAAACCUUUCUGAUAUUGAUGCCACGUUGCUUGAACCGGCAUCAUGUGCUGCACAUGGUGUCGAUAAGAUUGCUCCCAAGAUGGGCUCGACAGUCCUUAUGUUUGGCGCUGGGCCGACUGGUCUCGUCCUUGCCCAAAUGCUCCGACUGAACGGCGGCUGCAAAGUCGUAAUUGCUGCGCCAGAGGGCCUCAAAAUGAAUCUGGCCAAGUCUCUCAACGCCGGUGAUGAAUACAUUGCACUCUCACGCAAAGAUCCUAGCGCCCAAUUCGCCAAACUGAAAGCGGAUAACCCAUAUGGAUUCGACAUUGUCGUCGAGGCCACCGGUAGUGUCAAGAUUCUGGAAGAUGCCAUCAACUAUUGCCGCCGCGGUGGUAAGCUCGUUGUGUACGGGGUGUACGCCCACGCUGACCGCGUUUCGUGGCCACCUUCAAAGAUCUUCGGCGACGAAAUUACUAUUCUUGGAAGCUUCAGUGAAACUUACAAAUUCCCUGCUGCUAUCGAUUACCUUGAUACCGGCAAAGUUAAAGUUAACGGAAUUGUGAACAAGGUCUUCAAGCUCGAACAAUGGGCUGAAUGCUUAGAGUCAAUGAGGAAUAAAUCCGCUAUUAAGGCUGCUAUCACCUUCGAUUAA
Messenger RNA from Histoplasma mississippiense, 1026 nucleotides. RefSeq lists its product as hypothetical. The transcript is spliced from 8 exons. Lineage: Eukaryota; Fungi; Ascomycota; Eurotiomycetes; Onygenales; Ajellomycetaceae. Bases 1 to 1026 code for a protein of 341 amino acids. The record is from RefSeq and is a predicted model, not a curated record.